AUGGAAGGCAGUAUUAUACAGCUAAAAAUAUUCUGCAACAAUGCUAUUUCUGAAUUAUAUUGCAUUGCAUUUCGAAUUGCUGGCGUACAUGUGAAUGCUAAUUUGACUCAUCGUUUUAAUGAUAUGCAAUGGAAUCGAGUUGAAUUAAUCAUAUGCGUAUUACUUACAACAUUGCUUGGCAUAACAUUAUUUGGUGGGAUUGCAUUAUGGAAAGUAUGUUGGAAAAAGGAAAAAAGUAAACUCGUCUCAACGAUGCAGAUGCAAUUUCUCUAUCAUAUGAAACAGCAACAGGUAUAUAUGCAGGAGCAAAUAGCUUCAAUAAAAGCAAGCAUUGAACGACAUCCAACGUUUGAGAAUGAAACUGACCAGUGUCCAACAAAUGUUGGAAUACAGAAGAGGAAACUAUACUUUAGUGCUGAUUUCUUCGAACCUGAGCUAAUGGCUAAUCCCCCGGUGUUAGCUGUGCAAUUUGUAUACGAACUACGGAAGAUGAUUGAUAUAGCCAAGGAUCGUAUUCGGAUGAAACGACAUGUUCCGACUCUAACAACCAUUUCAGAAGAUAGCGAAAGCGAUGAAUAUUUAGAAAUACCUCGACCACCAAGUCGAAUGAAUGAACGUAUUGAUGAGCUUUCACCAAAAUCUCUAAAUUCAGUGGAUUCUGGAUGUGACUCGAUGAGUGAUGAAGAUGUUCAAAAUCAAAAAGUAUUAACUCAAGAUCAGGAACAAGAAUCAGAGCAAAUACGGAAAACGGAUAAGAAUGGAAAGUGGAAUGAGAAUGAGUCAGAAAGAAAAAGAAAAGAAAAUGAAAACAUGCAACCGAAUUCCUGUCAUCAAAAAGUCCGGCAAUGUACAAUAAUACCAAAUAAAGUCAACAAUUUGAUGCCACGACCAGUCACUAAAGUUGUACAAAUUUCUAGGAUACCUACUACCACAUCACCAUCUCGAGUAACCUUAGUGACAACAACACAACGGCUUAAUCCAAAACCUUUUUUAUCGACUGAUUUAUCCAAAGCAAUUUAUGAUCGACAAAAUGGUGCGAAUGCAUUAAUGGAAAAUGCCAUUUCAUCUACUGCAUCCAAAUUACCAAAUUUGGUAUCAAUAAAACGUGAACCACCAAAUCUGAAACGUAUUCUGAAUAACGUGCCACCACCCUUACCUGAAACUACUCCACCAAGUACGCCACCACCAUGUCGUAAUCGAUUAUAUAGCGGUCGGCGGAAAGCUUAUGCUGUUUUUCCAAACAGUGAUUUGAUGCUUAAAAAGUCAUUACCACGGCGAUCAAAACGACAACAAAGAUUUGGAACUGCUACUGCAGUUGCUGUGCAAACAACAUUAUCAUUAUCACCUCCGCUACCAGUACCAUCAUCCUCAUCAACAUCGGUGUUGCAAUCAUCACCACAGUCAUCAUCAUCGUCAUUAUCAUCAUCUUCAUCAUCAUCAUCAACAUCAUCAUCAUUAUCUUGUGUAUCAUCCACUACGUAA
This is a messenger RNA of Brugia pahangi, 1482 nucleotides long. NCBI's taxonomy places the organism in Eukaryota, Metazoa, Nematoda, Chromadorea, Rhabditida, Onchocercidae. The record is from the annotation of a GenBank genome assembly.